AGGAGGGAGGAGACCUUCCCGCCCCCUCCACUAUCACGUGGGAAAACAAAUGCUGCGGCCGCUGCCCUGCCCUGCCCUGCCCUGUGGCCCGGCGAGGCGGAGGGUGGGCGGGCCGCGUGCAGCACCAUGAAGAUGCAUUUCAGCAUCCCCGUCUCGGAGCAGCUGCUGGAGAAGUUCGGGGGCCGCUACGUGCUGUACUCGGUGUACCUGGAAGGCUUCCUCUUCUGCAAGGUGCGCUACAGCCAGCUACACCACUGGAACGAUCAGCUAAGACGGAUCUUUGGGAGUACCGUGCCUGCUUUCCCUCCAAAGUUCUAUCUUGCAAUGACCAAGUCCAUGGCUGAUGAGAGGAGGUCUCAGCUUGAGCAAUAUCUACAGAGUGUAACUGUAGAUCCAAGUAUUACAAACAGUGAUGUCUUCAUCAGUUUUUUUAGAAAAUUACAGCAGGAUACAUUUAAGAUCCAGACACAGAGAGCCUCUCUGGAUGUUUACCUGGCCGAUGGAAGGAAUGUUAAGCUUGAUAUCCAGACAUCGGACACUGCUGAAAGAGUACUAGAGGUUGUCUCAUACAAGAUGGGGCUGUCAAGAGAAUUAAUAGGAUAUUUUAGCUUAUUUUUUAUUCAAGAUCACAGCAAUGGAGUUCUCUCUGUGGUGAAAAAAGUGGCAGAAUUUGAACUUCCCUACGUGAGUCUUCAGAGUAUGAAAGAGUCAGACUGUAAGAUUGGGAUCAGAAAAUGGUAUAUGGAUCCCUCUCUUGAUAAAAUGUUAAUGGACUGUAGAGCUUCAGUGAAUUUACUCUAUAUGCAGGCACUGCAGGAAAUUGAGAAAAAUUGGGUCAAACCCACAGAUGGACAGAUGCAGAAACUGGAAUCGCUACAAAAAGCGGCAAACAAAAUGAAGGUUCUAGAGCUGGUUCAGGAAGUGCAGCACUAUGGAUAUAUACAGCUUGAUCCCUGCACCUGUGACUAUCCAGAAGUAGGCUGUUCUGCUGCUGUUCAUGUAGGAAAUAAUGAGAUUAGCUGCUGCAUAAAGUUACCUAGUAACCAGACCAAAGAAGUCAGCUUCAAGAUCAACAGGGUGAGGUGUUGGCAGGUCACUUUUCUAGGCGCUAUUACACAGCCAAAAGACCAAGGACACGAGCAGACCCUAGAGCUCAGGUUCGAGUACAAUGAUUCGGACUCAUGGAGAUGGAUCGUCUUUUACACAAAACAGGCAUUUCUACUGAGUAGCUGCUUAAAAAAGAUAAUAUCAGAACAGCUGAUGAACACAACCAAAGGAGACCAAGAAAUGCAGAUUGAGAUGCCUGAAUCCCUGAAGAGUAAAAAAUCCAGCGUCCAACAAAGUCAGAUAGCUCACUCUGGUUUUAUACCAAGAAAAAGGAUUUUGGUUAGACCAAAUAAAGAGGAUGGUGUUUUUGAGAAGAUAAGAGAGGAAGAUCUGUGAUAGAUUAUUUAGAAUUGCCUAUAAAAAUAUGUUGCAAAGUAUCAAUUAUAUUAAAAUAGUCUUCAAUUUAACAAUACCUUAUACAUUUUUCUGAUUCCUUGACAAUUAUAACAUUCUUGAUCUUGUAGUUUUAAAGAUCCAGUUAACCACUCCCUGGAGUUAGAACUUGCUACAAAUUUGAAGAAAAAGUGAAGACAGGGCAACAUAAAAACAUCUCACAUUUCUUAUAUAUGUGUAUUUUUAUAACUGAAAUUAAAAAAAAUUGAAAUAGAAAACAGUCUACUGAAAUGUUAGAGCUUGAGAAUUUUAUUUUGCAUUAAAAUAUAAAGUU
Messenger RNA from Malaclemys terrapin pileata, 1774 nucleotides. It is a transcript of the gene SNX31, whose product is annotated as sorting nexin 31. Gene Ontology annotation, biological process: intracellular protein transport. Gene Ontology annotation, molecular function: phosphatidylinositol binding. Bases 127 to 1443 code for a protein of 438 amino acids. The transcript is spliced from 14 exons. Lineage: Eukaryota; Metazoa; Chordata; Testudines; Emydidae. The record is from RefSeq and is a predicted model, not a curated record. Gene Ontology annotation, cellular component: early endosome.